Messenger RNA from Neomonachus schauinslandi (Hawaiian monk seal), 1815 nucleotides. It is a transcript of the gene OVGP1, whose product is annotated as oviductal glycoprotein 1. NCBI's taxonomy places the organism in Eukaryota, Metazoa, Chordata, Mammalia, Carnivora, Phocidae. The record is from RefSeq and is a predicted model, not a curated record. Gene Ontology annotation, cellular component: extracellular region. Gene Ontology annotation, biological process: carbohydrate metabolic process; chitin catabolic process. Gene Ontology annotation, molecular function: chitin binding; chitinase activity.
AUGGGCAGGUUGUUGCUGUGGAUUGGGCUGGUUCUUGUGCUGAAACAGCGCGAUGGUGCUGCUCACAAACUGGUGUGUUAUUUUACCAGCUGGGCACAGGGUCGCCCCAGCCCUGCCUCCAUCUUGCCCCGGGACCUGGACCCCUUUCUCUGCACCCACCUGAUAUUUGCCUUUGCCUCAAUGAACAACAAUCAGAUUGUUGCUAAGGAUCCCCAGGAUGAGAAAAUUAUCUACCCAGAGUUCAACAAGCUCAAGCAGAGGAACAGGGAGCUGAGAACACUGCUGUCCAUUGGUGGGUGGAACUUUGGCACAUCCAGGUUCACCACUAUGCUGUCCACAUUAUCCAACCGGGAAAGGUUUAUUGGUUCGGUUGUAUCCCUACUGAGGAGACAUAAGUUUGAUGGUCUGGACCUCUUCUUCUUGUACCCUGGACUGAGAGGCAGCCCCAAGAGUGACCGGUGGACUUUUCUCCUCUUAAUUGAAGAGCUCCUGUUUGCCUUCCAGCAGGAGGCCACGCUCACCAUGCGUCCGCGGUUGCUGCUUUCUGCGGCUGUCUCUGGGGAUCCGCACAUCAUCCAAACAGCUUAUGAUGUGCGCCUUCUGGGAAGACUCCUGGAUUUCAUCAACGUCUUGUCUUAUGACUUUCAUGGAAGUUGGGAAAAGUUCACAGGGCACAAUAGCCCCCUGUUCUCUCUGUCUGGAGACCCCAGCUCUUCGGCAUAUGCCAUGAAUUACUGGCGUAAGCUGGGGGCACCCCCAGAGAAGCUCCUCAUGGGAUUCCCCACCUACGGACGUACCUUUCGCCUUCUCAAAGCCUCUAAGAAUGGACUGCAGGCCAAAGCUGUGGGACCUGCGUCUCCGGGAAAGUACACCAAGCAAGCUGGCUUCUUGGCUUAUUAUGAGAUAUGCUCCUUUCUCCAGAGAGCAACAAAGCGCUGGAUUGAUUUUCAGCAUGUUCCAUAUGCCUACAAGGGGAAGGAGUGGGUUGGCUAUGAUGAUGCCACCAGCUUCAAUUACAAGGCAAUGUUCAUAAAGAGAGAGCAUUUUGGGGGAGCCAUGGUGUGGACGUUGGACCUGGAUGACGCCAAGGGCGCUUUCUGUGGCACUGGCCCUUUCCCCCUUGUCAAGAAGUUGAAUAGUCUCCUGGUGCAGACUGAGGUCAGCUCAACUCCUUCACCAAAAUUUUGGCUCUCAACUGCUAUGAAUUCUGAAAGACCAACUAUAACCAAAGCGUUGACCACUGACAUGAGGAUUUCAUUCCCAGGAGGAAAGUCUCCGACCAUUAAUUCCCGUAGUAAGUCUCAAAAUAUGACUACAAGGCCCAGAGGUGGGAUUGUGACCCCUAAGAGGGAAACUAAGUCCUUUGGAAAGCCCACUGUAGCUCUGGAAGGGAGGACUGAGACUCUUGGAGAGACCAUGACCCAUGGAGAGACGACUAUGAUUCCUAAUGAUCGUUGGACCUCUAAAGGGAAGAUCAUGCCCCUUGGAAAGAGGGCUGUAGUCCCUGAAAUGAUGACUGUCCCCUCUGGAAAGAUGACAGUCACUCCUGAUGGGCAGACUCUAGAAGAGAAUUUGACUUCUGAGGUGGACACUGAUCCCCUGUUGGAUUAUAUUGUUCUUCAGAUGGAAGCCGAAAGCAGGAGGCCAUCCUCAGGGCCUGUCAUAGCCCCAGGACACAUUCCUCCUGCUUUUGACAACCCCGGUGUUCCCAUUAAUGGAAAUGAUUCCUCUGUCAACUCGAUGACCCUUCCAACAAGCGCUCUUUCUCUAAAAAAAGAAAACCCGGAAAAUUCUGCUGUGGGUCAAGGAGCCUAA